Molecule: messenger RNA, 1275 nt
Organism: Gregarina niphandrodes
Lineage: Eukaryota; Apicomplexa; Conoidasida; Eugregarinorida; Gregarinidae
Product: putative MORN repeat protein
Exons: 1
Coding region: 1-1275 (424 amino acids)
Source: RefSeq, a predicted model, not a curated record
AUGUCUGAAGCCACGCGCCCGGCGGUGCUGAGCGCCGUGAAGAGUGACCAGCUGGCUGCGCAAGUAUCGGAUGCGUCGCCGCAGCCUCGCAUUUCGAUCACCAUGAACGAGACCGUUUCGAGCAGCGUGGAGAUCAAGGAGCCGCCCUCCACGAGUCCCACGAUGCAGGCGGCCGAACAUCCGCCCGAGCCACCUGCGGCUGAGCAGCCGCCAACUGUGGCUUCCUCCCCGGCUCCAAGUGAUCAGCCGCCGAGCGUGACCUACUCGCCGCCUGCGGCUGGGUCGCCGACUGAGCCGGUGACUGGAUCGCCUGCAGCGGCGUUGUUAGCGGAGACAGCGGCGGAAUUCCCGGAGGACCCGCUGGCGGGACAGGAGGCCAAGUUGCGGGUGUCGGAGUCUUUGGAGUGGGUGACGUUGUCGGAUGGGAGUCGGUACCGUGGGGGAUGGGCGGCUGACCAGCGGAUCCAGGAGGGCGUGGGUCAAUUAUGCUUCGCGGAUGGGAGUGAGUACGUGGGAGAGUUCGCGGACGGCGUGGCGGACGGCGUGGGGGUGUUUAGGGCGACGGACGGGGGUGAGUUCCGGGGUCGGCUGCGCGGCGGUAAGGCGAGCGGCUACGGCACUUAUCUUUUCCCGGACGGGUCUCGUUACUGCGGGUCGUUUGCCGAAGACAAGCGCCAUGGCCGUGGGCGCGAGGUGGGACGGGACGGUGUGGUUUACGUGGGUGAGUACGUGGCGAAUGCGAAGCAGGGCGAGGGUGUGUUGCAGAGUCCGAAUGGCGACCGCUACGAGGGGCACUUCGUGAACAACGAGUUACGAGGCUUUGGCACCUACGAAUGGAGCGAUGGCCGCCGAUAUCAGGGGCAGUGGGACCGCAACCUGCAGAACGGCCAGGGCUCCUUCCGCUGGCCUGAUGGCAAAUUCUACGAAGGCGAUUACGUCGACGGCAAAAUGCAGGGCCGUGGCACCCUUCUCUGGCCUGACGGGCGUAAGUACCAGGGCCAGUGGGCAGACGGCCAGCUGGACGGCGAAGGCGUCUUCUGGGCAGACGAACACCGCUGGCGCAUGGGCCUCUUCAAACAAGGCCGCGCCGUCCGUUUCUUCGACGACCAGUGGCAAACCGGCGCUGUCGAAGACUACCUCGAAAAGAGAAAGGUGCUCCAAGGCAUUCGCAAGUUCGGAGGCGGCUUCACCCCCUCACCCAGCCAGAUCUCACCCAGCCAGGUCCCACCCAGCCGAGCCCCAUCCAGUCGGGCCUCAUCCGGCCGAGCGCGGUAA